This is a messenger RNA of Mustela erminea (ermine), 999 nucleotides long. RefSeq names its product olfactory receptor 52L1-like. Gene Ontology annotation, biological process: G protein-coupled receptor signaling pathway. The record is from RefSeq and is a predicted model, not a curated record. Lineage: Eukaryota; Metazoa; Chordata; Mammalia; Carnivora; Mustelidae. The transcript is spliced from 2 exons. Gene Ontology annotation, cellular component: membrane. Gene Ontology annotation, molecular function: G protein-coupled receptor activity; olfactory receptor activity. The annotation marks the transcript as partial.
AUGAUUUUGGUUUCUUUUCUCUCUUCUGUGUCCAAGCCAUUGACGAUGGCCCUUAGUAAUUCGAGCUGGAGGCUACUCCAUCCUUCUUUUUUCCUGAUGGGCAUCCCCGGUUUGGAGGAAAGCCAGCACUGGAUAGCAUUGCCACUGUGUGUCCUUUAUCUUCUUGCUGUAAUGGGCAAUGUGAGCAUCAUCUUCAUCAUCUGGACUGACUCAUCCUUGCACCAGCCUAUGUACCUCUUUCUGGCCAUGCUCUCUGGCAUUGACCUGGUGCUGGCCUCCUCCACUGCGCCCAAAACCCUUGCGGUACUCCUGGUUCAUGCCCAUGAGAUUGGGUACACUGUCUGCCUGAUCCAGAUGUUCUUCAUCCAUGCGUUCUCUUCCAUGGAGUCAGGUGUACUUGUGGCUAUGGCUCUGGAUCGCUAUGUAGCCAUUUGUCAGCCUCUGCACCAUUCUACCAUCUUGCAUCCAGGGAUCAUAGGGCGCAUUGGGAUGGCAGUGCUGGUACGGGGAUUGGUCCUCCUCCUCCCCUUCCCUAUCCUGUUGCAGAGACUCGUCUUCUGCCGGGCCACCAUCAUAGGCCAUGCCUAUUGUGAACAUAUGGCUGUGGUAAAACUGGCCUGCUCAGAAACCACAGUAAACAGAGCUUACGGGUUGGCAGUGGCCCUGCUUGUGGUUGGGAUAGAUGUUGUCGCCAUUGGUAUUUCCUAUGGUCUCAUCCUUCAGACUGUGCUGAAGGUACCAGGGGGAGAGGCUCGUCUUAAGGCCUUUAGCACAUGUGGAUCUCAUAUUUGUGUCAUCCUGAUCUUCUAUAUUCCAGGGAUGUUCUCCUUUCUCACUCAUCGCUUUGGCCACCAUGUACCCCAUCAUGUUCAUGUUCUUCUGGCCACCCUCUACCUCCUUGUGCCACCUGCACUCAAUCCUCUUGUCUAUGGGGUGAAGACCCGGCAGAUCCGCCAGCGAGUGGUGAGGGUUUUCUCCCUAAAAGGACAGGGUACUGGC